AUGUCAUCAAAAGGUCACUUCAAGCGACUCCCCACGGAAGGAUUCCAACCUCUUACCCAUCAAACAUCCAAAGACAUGACCAAGCCUAACGACAUUACGAUUGAUAUUCCUCUCACCCAAGUCACCACCUCUGGCAGUGCCACGGGAGCUCGAAAAGCCGGGCUCUCCCCUGCACGAUCCGAGCACAACACCGAUCUUUCGGGGGAGACGAUGAAUGAAAAGCAGGCUCUCCACUUCCAUCACAGUCCGGGAGGCCGACGAAGAAGAUUGGUUCAACAAGGUCUGGAGAACAAGGACCAAGAAGACGGAACUUUGAACGCAGCUGGCCGAUUUUACAAGAAAGUGUACAAUGCUUCGGUCAUCACCCGAUAUUUCGUCAUUGUGGCACCGCUCGCGUUGGCCAUUGCAAUUCCCAUCAUUAUCGGCGCUACGGUCGCUCCCAACGCAAGAAUCGGAGGGGUCCAGAUUGUUUGGUUCUUCUCCUGGAUUGAAGUCGUCUGGGUGUCUCUUUGGGUUUCCAAACUGCUGGCCCGGUUCUUGCCAUUUCUAUUUCAGUUUCUCUGUGGAGUGGUCAGUUCGGGAACCAGAAAGUAUGCUCUCGUUCUCGGCGCGCUCGAAAUCCCGCUGUCCCUGGUGGGCUGGUCCGUGGUGUCUUUGACGACUUUUAUUCCCAUCAUGACUCUCAACCCGGACCAGAGAUCACGUGGUGACACCCGUCCGACCAACUGGGAAUCUGUUGUCAAGAACAUUCUCUUUGCCUGCGUCUUUUCCACCUUGGUAUUGCUAGUGGAGAAGGUUCUCAUUCAGCUUCUGUCCAUCAGCUACCACCGCAAACAAUUCGACGAGCGAAUCAAAGACUCUAAGCGCAACAUCUAUCUCGUGAGUUUGCUCUACGAUGCCUCUCGACAUCUUUUCCCGAUGUACUGUCGAGAAUUUGCGGAGGAGGACUAUAUGAUUAACGAUGUGCUGGAUCUCGCUGGCAGCGCCGGCCCACGAAACAGUACGAUCCAUGGUGACAAGAGAUCUGGCUCGGCGGCUCCGUUGAGGCUGAUUCAGAAUGUGGCUCGAGCGGGCGACAAGGUCACAGCGGCCUUUGGCAACGUCGCCCAGGAAAUCACCGGCAAGAAAGUGUUCAAUCCCACCGCGUCGCACUCCGUGGUGGUCCAGGCUUUGGAGAAGAAACACUCCGCCGAGGCUCUGGCCCGACGUCUGUGGAUGUCAUUUGUCCUGGAGGGCAAGGAUGCACUGAGCCGUGAAGACAUCAUCGAUGUUCUGGGAUCAGACCGGACACAAGAGGCCGAGGAAGCAUUCCAAGUGCUGGAUGUGGACUCGAACGGGGACAUCUCUCUCGAGGAAAUGAUUCUCCGCAUCACCGAAUUUGGUCGCGAACGCCAAUCAAUUGCCAGCAGCAUGCACGAUGUCGACCAAGCUAUCCACGUACUCGACAAUCUCCUCUGUACCGUCGUCUUCGUGGUCGUCAUCUUUAUCUUCGUUGCAUGGCUCAACGAAAACUUCACGACGACAUUGGCCACGGCUGGGACCGCCUUACUCUCGAUGUCCUUUGUCUUUGCAGCCACGGCGCAAGAGGUAUUGGGCUCUUGCAUCUUUCUCUUCGUGAAACAUCCAUUCGACGUGGGAGACCGGGUGGACAUCACCGACGUUCAAUAUGUGGUGGAACGCAUGUCACUGCUCUACACGGUGUUUCGGCGAGUCAAAGAUCAGAAGCGAACUCAAGUUCCCAACAUCGUCCUCAAUUCGAAUUGGAUCGACAACGUUUCCCGCAGUAAGGCCAUGCGUGAACAGGUGCAACUCUUUGUCAGCUUUGACACUAGCUUCGAGGACAUCGAUCUGCUCAAGAAAGAAAUGACCCACUUCGUCCGGGACAAGGACAACGCUCGGGACUUCCAACCCGAUAUCGAUAUUGAGGUGAUGGGGGUCGCCGAGAUGAAUAAGAUGGAGUUGAAGAUCGAAAUCCGUCACAAGUCCAACUGGGCCAACGAGGCGGUCCAAGCUGCGCGAAGAAACAAAUUCAUGUGUGCCUUGGUCAUGGCUGUGCGAAAGAUUCCGCUGAAUGGACCAGGAGGUGGAGGUCCUCCUGCUGGUGACAAAGCGAACCCCACAUACUCUGUCACGAUCACGGAUGAAGUGGCCAAGAAGAACAAGAAUAUUUUUGAUGAGGAUCAAGACAAGAAGCGACUGGUUCCCCUCUUGGAGCAAAACCAAAAAGAACCCGAUGUCUCCAAGGACCAAUCAGCUUCGAAUGACAACCUUGUUUCGACUACGGGGGCCGAGAAGGCCGCUGUUGACCACCUCAUCAAACGCCAUGGGGCUGUCGAUCCGGAAGAAAUCAUUGACCAUGAUCGAGAGCGCACUGUCAACCAGCAACGCUCGAACGGGGUGGAAGAAGUUCGAAAUAUCCUCCGACGUGAAUCAAUCACUGGACGUCGCCGAGCGGCACGCCACAGUGGUAUCUCAUUGCAAGAGAGUGCGGAUGCCCAAGCUGGCUCUCGUACCAUCCCUACCAUUCCUGAACCAUCACCUCCAGCGCCCGUUGGUGCUCCUCCGCCCGGAAGGGUAAGCUAUUUUGAAGAUACAACCCAUGCCGUGAGCACUCCUACCGCCGCGCAGCAAGGAUGGGCCACGGUGACACCAUUGAAUUACAAUCAACCAUCGACCAGCACCAUGCCUCAGCAAUCAGGCCGUCCUUAUUCACCACCGACAUCACAAACACCUCCCACUUCGAGCCCAGGGCGAUAUGUACCUGGGAAUGCUUUCUCGCAAAGAGUAUAUUCUCCUCCACAUGUUCCACGGGCACCGGUCCCGGGAAUGCCGGAGAUGAAGAGGACUCUGCAAAACCCACCACCGAAAUGA
Molecule: messenger RNA, 2871 nt
Organism: Rhinocladiella mackenziei CBS 650.93
Lineage: Eukaryota; Fungi; Ascomycota; Eurotiomycetes; Chaetothyriales; Herpotrichiellaceae
Exons: 1
Coding region: 1-2871 (956 amino acids)
Biological process (GO): calcium ion transmembrane transport; intracellular calcium ion homeostasis
Cellular component (GO): membrane
Molecular function (GO): calcium channel activity; calcium ion binding
Source: RefSeq, a predicted model, not a curated record